Amborella trichopoda is the source of this 1368-nucleotide messenger RNA. Its product is annotated as TatD related DNase. The record is from RefSeq and is a predicted model, not a curated record. Gene Ontology annotation, molecular function: 3'-5'-DNA exonuclease activity. NCBI's taxonomy places the organism in Eukaryota, Viridiplantae, Streptophyta, Magnoliopsida, Amborellales, Amborellaceae. Gene Ontology annotation, cellular component: cytosol.
GCGGGGUUCAGUUUUAAAGUGCCAGGGAUAGGGAUAGGGAUAGGGAUAGGGAAUGGAAUUGGGCAUCGUCAAUUCAAUUGAGCAGUGGCAGGCAGCGAUGGAGACCUCCCCAGGCGUGAGGAUGAUAGAUAUAGCCGUCAACUUAACAGAUGGCAUGUUUAAAGGGAUGUACAACGGCAAGCAUUAUCACCCUGCUGAUAUUCAUACCGUCCUCAAAAGGGCAUGGACUGCUGGAGUAGAUCGCAUUAUUAAGGUCACUGGUGGUUCCCUUGAGGAGUCCAAGGAGGCGCUGGCCAUUGCGGAAACAGAUGGACGUCUUUAUUGCACAGUGGGCGUACACCCCACCAGAUGCAAGGAGUUUGAUGAUGGUGGAGAUCCAUACCAACACUUUCAUGCUCUCAUGGAACUGGCCAAGGAAGGACUUGAAAAGGGAAAGGUGGUUGCAAUUGGUGAAUGUGGAUUGGACUAUGACCGACUUCACUUCUGCCCGUCCGAAAUCCAAAAAAAGUAUUUUGAAAAGCAGUUUGAAUUGGCUGAGGCCUUGAAACUUCCAAUGUUUCUGCACAUGCGUGCUGCUGCUCAAGAUUUUUGUGAAAUUUUAGAUCGGAACAGGACACGGUUCAUUGCUGGGGUUGCGCAUUCAUUCACUGGCAGUGUAGAUGAUCGCAAUCUGCUGCUAUUGUUUGAUAACCUCUAUAUUGGUGUAAAUGGAUGCUCUUUCAAAACUACUGAAAAUCUUGAUGCUAUCUCUGGCAUUCCAGUUGAGAGAAUGAUGAUAGAGACGGAUUCACCAUAUUGUGAGAUAAGAAAUACCCAUGCUGGGAUAAGUUUUGUGAAAUCCAUGUGGUCUUCUAGAAAGAAAGAAAAGUAUGAUCCUGAGUGUGUUGUGAAAGGUCGGAACGAGCCUUGUGCUGUAAGGCAGGUUCUUGAGCUGGUAGGAGGUUGUAAGGGCAUUGAGGAUCUCAGUCGGUUGAGUAGAACACUGUACGAGAAUACUUGCAGGGUAUUCUUUCCACAAGACAUAGACACCAUGGCAAAUGCUUUGAUUUCCAGUGGUGACCACGAUAUUUUGUGAAAAUUGUAAUCGAAUAUUAUUGGACCAUCUACAGCCAAUUUCUUAAAUCUCAUGGGGUUGAGGUAGACAUAGGCCAUCAACGAUAGUUGCAGACUAGAUGUGGUAUUAUCAACUUUGGCAUGUUUCUCAUCAUUUGGCUAGAAAAUAAUAAUUGUAACGAUGUUAUUUCCAAAGCCAAAUCAGCCAUCAUGUAAGGUAGUCAUUAUAUUCGGGUAUGUUUGACAAAACAUGAUUCUAACCUUUGGAUUUUUAAACAUAUGAAUGAAAAGCAUUGCUGGCUUCUCAUGUUUUUU